Messenger RNA from Pseudo-nitzschia multistriata, 2645 nucleotides. The record is from the annotation of a GenBank genome assembly. Lineage: Eukaryota; Bacillariophyta; Bacillariophyceae; Bacillariales; Bacillariaceae.
CCCCUGACGUACCGUAUGGUAAGUACAGUAUGCAGUAUCUAAUUAUGCUGCGCUUCUGCCAUACUACAUGCGACUGAACCAAGUCCAAAACAGGGGUCCUUAAUUUAGGACCCCUGGUCCAAACGUCAUACCGUGUCAUUAUUUCAAUUUUUUAUGGUGUCACACAUGAACACACAUACAAUUUUUAUGCGUUGGAUCAAACACGACCCGAACUUUGCUGUCGAUACCUCGGCCUGACAACAACGACAGCCUCUCUCGUUUCAAAAGAAGGAUUUGCUGACCAGCUACAGUACUCGUACGACUACGUAGUACCAUACCCCGUACUUACCAUAAGCCGAAAAUUCGAGAGUCAUUUUUUGCAUCCAGCACGAGUAGUCGUCCCUACGAGUACCAUCCCAAGGACGUACCAUACAUACACACGAUUGAAAGACUUGCCAACAAUCAAUCGAUCUAAACACCACCUGCCAACAAACUAUAGACAGUAGACAGAAAGCACUUCGACCUGACCGUCACUUAUUAUUCGUACCAGAUAAAACCGACGACAGAGGCUUGCAUCGUUCCUGGCCCCUCAAGGAUGAAGGUGAAAACGAAAMCACCACCCCUGCUGCGCAACGAAGACAAAAAGAAGUCCCCUGUCGUCACGAGGCGAUCGUUUCCGKUUCCGAUUACGUUUUUGGUCCUUCUGUUUCUCGUCUGGUUGUCCGCUACCGCUUUACAGUGCGCAUCCGCAUUCGAAUGCCCGGGCUCCAGGACGCCGCCCCUGGUGAUCAGGGGAAAGCGUUUCUACGACUCUUCCAGUGAUGAAUAUUUCCCCAUCAAAGGGAUCGCCUAUUAUCCACGGCCAAACUCCGGCCCCCUCGCCCAUGGGUCGUCCUCGGUGGAUUUCUACACGGACGAAUACUCGCAGCGGUGGAGGGCCGACAUCUCGAACAUGAAGGAGCUGGGGAUCAACGCGGUUCGGAUCUACGCCGUCGAUCCCUCGAAGAACCACGAUGCCUUCAUGUGCGCCCUGUCCGAGGCAGGCAUCUACGUGAUGCUUGGCCUCCUGGCCGACUGCGAGGGCUGCGCGAUCGGUGCCUGGGUCGGUGUCGAYGCGGAACCUCCGAUGUGCUAUCCGUCGUCGGUCAAGGAGCGGGGGAGGUUCGUCGUUCGGUCCUUUUCGAAAUACCCCAACCUGAUGGCCUUYUCGGCCGGCAACGAGGUCACCAUCUACGCAGACGACGGUUCCGGUGGGCCCCGGGAAGCCAACAUCUCCUGCCAGAAAAAGUUUCUGCGGGACAUGCGCGAAUACGUUUCCGGGUGCGCCGGUAGCUAUCCGAAUGCCGUUCUGCCCCGGGCGAUUCCGAUCGGAGUCGUGAACUGGGACGGGAAURCGGGAACYUUUUCCCAGAACGUGUACUACCAGUGUCGGACCGACCGGGGGGACCCCUUCGAAAACGCCGAAUGGUUCGCCCUCAAUUCCUACCGGCACUGCGACGGAUUGGCCAACACACCCGACGAGAUCAUCGGGUGGCCCGACCUCCGCGAAACCUUUCGGGAGGCAAACUUUCCGGGCCCCGUCUUCUUUGGAGARUACGGCUGCCGGGAGCGGGGGUUUCCGACCCUGGACGGGUUCGACACCCAGCGCACCUGGUUGCAGACCGAGGCUCUCUACGACCCGGACUAUUCCGACGUCUUUGCGGGUGGCUUUGUCUUUGAGUAUUCCGCGGAAAAGACGACCAUUGAUGGCAACCUACAGUUCUGGGCCGACAAGUUGGAUCUGGACGAGCCCGAGAGCGAGUGGCCCUACAAAAAAUUCGCGAGGGCCAAUUACGGAAUCGGCUAUUUCGGUCCCUCCGAUUGCCARCACGACGACGGCGGCGACAGCGACAACAGCGACACCAGCAGUAACUGUGAGUACACGAGAUAUCCCGAGUGGGACCGACUGGCGGAAGCCCUCGCCACAUCCGAGGGCCAAGGGAUUCGACCACAGAGUGCAGGGGUCCUCCCCGAGUGUCCCACCCGAUACCAGGCCCUCGCAGACUUUGAUUGGCCAACCGACAGAGAAGAGGAUCCCGACCUGGACUACUGCCUCGAGCUACAAAGAAAUGCCGCCUCUACCGAUUCUCCUACCGAUUCGCCCACUGGUGGCGGCAACGGAGCUGCCCCCGAGACGGACGAACCCACGGGUGCCUUUGCCUUUCGCACGGAUACCCCCUCGGCAUUUCCUACCYCCGCUGUUUCCUUUGAAUUUCGUACUCAAUUUCCUACGCAGCUYYCCUCGGAAUCGCGUUCCGRGGAGGGCACGCAGCAGCCAACGGAAUCGCUUUCCGAGGAGGCCACACAGCAGCAAACGCAAUCCGCGAGGUGCUCGRACCACGAUCGAUGCGCYKCCGCAAACCUGUCGGGAUUCUGUUGCCCCACGAGCGACGGCGUCGUUUUGGGGUGCUGCGACRUCRUCUCCGAGGCUCCGUCGGCUGCMGGGCUUACWUUUGAAUUCGCCGACGRCAGCGGUGCACGGACUCCGCCACUCGCUGUAGCAGUACUAUUGGCAAUSGGCACUUCGUUUGCCRCAAUAAUAACAAUAAUAUAGCACUUGAGUUUUAUUGYUAUUAGAAGUACGAUAGAGCCAAAACGCCAUCGACAGGAGCAAUAUUGCACUAAUG